ACAACACAGCUUCAAUACUAACGAGGAGAAAUGGUUUUCGGAGACAGGAGCAAUCCGUUUACUAUCUACCAAUUUUCAUUGUGGACAGUGGCUCUCCCUCACUCAGCAGCACCAACACCCUCACCAUCCGUGUCUGUGACUGUGAUGCUGAAGGCAUCGCCCAGACCUGCAAUGCAGAGGCCUACGCCUUACCUGCUGGCCUCAGCACAGGAGCCCUGAUAGCAAUACUCGCCUGCAUCCUGACGCUACUGGUGUUGAUCCUCCUUAUCGUCACUAUGAGAAGAAGGAAAAAAGAGCCCCUCAUUUUUGAUGAAGAGAGAGAUAUUAGAGAAAACAUCGUUAGAUAUGAUGAUGAGGGUGGGGGAGAGGAAGACACUGAAGCCUUUGACAUGGCAGCACUGAGAAACCUCAACGUCAUUCGAGACACCAAGACCAGGAGGGAUGUGACUCCAGAAAUUCAGUUCUUGAGUCGACCAACUUUUAAAAGCAUCCCAGAUAAUGUCAUUUUUCGGGAAUUUAUUUGGGAGAGACUGAAAGAAGCUGAUGUGGAUCCAGGUGCUCCCCCCUAUGAUUCUUUGCAGACAUAUGCAUUUGAAGGAAAUGGCUCAGUUGCUGAAUCACUCAGUUCUUUAGAUUCCAUCAGCUCAAACUCUGAUCAGAAUUAUGACUACCUAAGUGACUGGGGACCUCGCUUCAAACGACUGGCAGACAUGUAUGGAACUGGGCAAGAGAGUUUGUACUCAUAGCCUUGAAACCUUAACUUAAAAUGUACUGAAGAAAAAGUAACAGCAAAAAACUAUACUACAUAUAGAAAGCAAGAACUCCACUUGCUGGGAAAAAGUGGUUGUAAAUAUUCCUCCAUUUUUAACUGUUUAGAUUUCUGCCUUGGUGAAGGAUAUCUGUGUUAGACUUAUCCAAGGGACUGCACUGACCGCAGACUCUGAGCAUUUGAAGGUUUUUUGAUAAAAAGAAAUGCUCAGUGGUUUGUGAAUAGAUAGCAACUCUCAUAUACCUGCAAAGGCACCUAACCUCUAUGAGUAAGCAGUGCCCGGGAUGUCAGUGAGCCAAGGAUGCCCUGUAUGUACCUUCAUGGUACUGUCAGUGAGAAUACAACAGGAUAUGCCAUUGAAAAUCCAGAAUUUCUUGCAUAUCAAAACUAGGGACAAAUUUAAUUUGUGGUGAUGCUUUUAGCUUGCUAUGUGAUAGAAUUCAGCAGAAUUUUAUUGCUGUGGGUUAGCAAAAAAUAUUUAAUUUAGCAAUAUAUAAAUUUUCAGAAGAUCUUUCUCAAAUGAAAACCCUCCAAUAAAAACCAGUGAAAUUUGAUUUAAGGCAGCAUAAACCAUUGUUUUGCCAAUAAAUUAUAUGAAGUAUUUCAAAUAAGAGAAAGGUAAAUGAUUCUUCAAGUUUGGAAUAGUUUUGAGAUGCUUGUGUAGGUAUGUUAAGAAAAAAGUUGCUGUCUAUUCGUUGAUUUUUACUAUCUCUUCUGAUUUGUACAGGAGAAUAUCUUUUCAUUUUUUAUUUGACACAUAGUGUUAUAUUUAUUUUGGAGCUCCAAUCUCCACUAAAUUCAGGUCCAUCUUACUGCCUGGUAGUAUUAAACUCAUCAGAACAUGCUGGUUUUUCUCCAGCUUGAGCUACAUGAAGGAGAUGAAGUAUAUAAUAAAUGGGGAAAAAAUAGUACAGCAAUUGAGCCCCAUCUCAGUUCACAUCUCAAAGAGGAGCACAGCUACAAGGACAUACAAAUUGUUCUUCUGAGCCAUUAGAAUGUACAAAACCACUGGAAUAAAAUAUUUGUAUUUCAGAAAG
This is a messenger RNA of Castor canadensis (American beaver), 1806 nucleotides long. Lineage: Eukaryota; Metazoa; Chordata; Mammalia; Rodentia; Castoridae. The record is from RefSeq and is a predicted model, not a curated record.